AUGUGCCCGUCUGAGAUGGGGACGCUGUGGCACCUCUGGUCUCCUGUGCUCAUCAGCCUGGCCGCCCUUUUCUCCAAAGUGACGGAAGGCCGAGGGAUCCUGGAGAGCAUCCAGCGGUUCUCGCUCCUGCCUACCUACCUCCCGGUGACCUACCACAUCAACAAUGCCGAUGUGUCCUUCUUCCUGAAGGAGGCCAACCAGGACAUCAUGCGCAACUCCAGCCUGCAGUCGCGGGUUGAGUCCUUUCUGAUCUACAAGUCCAAGCGGCUGCCGGUGCUCAACGCCAGCUACGGGCCCUUCUCACUUGAGCAGGUGGUGCCCCAGGACCUGAUGCUGCCUUCCAACCCAUUCGGAUUCACCAACACAUUCUCCCUCAACUGGAGGCUGAAGGCCUACAUCUUGCAGGAGAAGGUCUACCUGAGCCAUCCCAAAGUGCAGGUGCUCUUCCACGUUGUGGGCAGAGACUGGGAUGACCACAGGGACGAGAAGCUCCCCUGUCUGCGGGUCUUUGCUUUCCGAGAGACCAGGGAGGUUCGGGGCAGCUGCCGGCUAGGUGGAGCCUUGGGACUGUGUGUGGCCCAGCUGGAGAUGCUGCCUGGCUGGUUCAGUCCCCCUACAGUUGUGUCUGGGCGCAGGAGACCCACAGAGCAGCCAGAAGGGAGUCCCGUGGAACUAUAUUAUGCAGUACAGCCAGGGGAUGAGCGAGGGGACUGUGCCAAGGAGGACUUGAGGAAGGGUGGUGGCACUCUGACAGGCCACAAUGAUGUUGAUGAAUCCAGCCCCCCUUUGCACAGAAUUGGGAGUGUCUUCCUUCGCGAGACCCCCAGCAGUCCACCUCUGAGGGAACUGCGUUUAGAUAGCAAUGUGGCCGUUCAUUAUGUCCCUAAGACUGUACGACAAGGAGACGUACUCACCUUCCCCAUCUCUGUCUCCAGGAACUGCACGGAGGAUCACUUCACACUGAGGGCCAAGGUUAAGAAAGGAGUGAGCAUCAUUGGGGUGAGAGCCAGCAGCCCUGCCAUCUGGGAUGUCAAGCAGAGCUCAGAAUAUACUGGGAAGUAUGCACCAGCUGUCAUAAUUUGUCAGAAGAAAUCGGCUGGCUCAGAGAAGAGUGUGGAUGAUGCCUCCUACGAAGUCAUGCAGAUUGACGUCGAGGUUGAAGGACCCAGUGACCCACCCACCACACAGCUUGUCACGUGGCAGGUUGAAUACCCAGGAGACAUCACGUCUGACUUGGGGGUGUCCAAGAUCUAUGUGAGCCAGAAGGACUUGAUUGGGGUCAUACCACUGGCAAUGGAGGCAGAGAUACUGAACACAGCCAUCCUCACUGGGAAGACAGUGGCAGUCCCUGUGAAGGUGAUCUCCGUAGAGGAAGAUGGCACGGUGCAAAGUCUGUCGGACUCGGUGGAGUGCAGGUCAGCAGACGAAGACGUGGUUAAGGUUUCUGACAGAUGUGACUAUGUCUUUGUCAAUGGGAAGGAAAUGAAGGGCAAGGUGAAUGUGAUAGUCAGCUUCACCUACCAGCACCUGAGCAGCCCCCUGGAGAUGACAGUGUGGGUACCACGGCUACCACUGCAGAUUGAGGUCUCAGACAUGGAGCUGAACCAGAUCAAGGGCUGGAGGGUCCCUGUUGUCUCUAACAAAAGGCCAGCUCGGGACAGUGAAGAGGAAGAUGAUGAUGAGAAAAAGGGCCGAGGCUGCACCCUCCAGUACCAACAUGCCAUGGUGCGAGUCUUGACCCAGUUUGUGGCCGAGGCACCUGAUCCCGGGGGACACCUGGCCUACCUGCUGGGCUCUGACUGGCAGGUGGACAUCACAGAGCUGAUAACUGACUUCAUGCAGGUGGAGGAGCCCAGGAUCGCCAAGCUACAAGGAGGGCAGAUCCUGACUGGCCAGGAGUUGGGCAUGACCACCAUCCAGAUCCUGUCCCCUCUGUCAGAUGCCAUCCUUGCCGAGAAGACCAUCACUGUGCUGGAUGAGAAGGUGACCAUCACAGACCUCGGGGUCCAGCUGGUAACGGGGCUUUCACUGUCCCUGCAGCUCAGCCCCGGAAGCAACAGAGCCAUUUUCGCCACUGCAGUGGCUCAGGAACUUCUGCAGAGGCCCAAACAGGAAGCAGCCAUCAGCUGCUGGGUGCAGUUCAGUGAUGGCUCUGUCACACCCUUGGACAUUUACGACGAAAAGGAUUUCUCCCUGCUGGCCACAUCCUUGGAUGAGAAGGUUGUCUCCAUUCUCCAGGACCCCAAAUUCAAGUGGCCCAUCAUCGCUGCAGAAAAUGAAGGACAGGGGGCUCUGGUAAAGGUGGAGAUGCUGAUCAGUGAAUCUUGCCAGAAAUCUAAGCGGAAGAGCGUGCUGGCUGUGGGAACAGCCAACAUCAAGGUUAAAUUUGGGCAAAAUGACGGGAACCCCAACAGCAGUGAGAGUGGACACCUUGGGGCCGGCCUUCAUGUGGAGAAUAUCAAUGAGAGGCGGUCCAAAAAGCCUUUGCAGGAAUGGGGGAGCCCCGAAGGGCCGUAUUACAGCAGCUCCUCCAUGGGGCUCAUGGAGGGAUGGGGCAGUACAACCAAAAGGCCAACCUUCCAGAAGAAGGAAGGCCAGGAAAGCUUGUUAGAUGACAUCAUCCUCUCACAGACCAUGGCCACAGACUUCACCAGCUUCCCCGACCAGGUGGAUCUCCCCAGGAGCAACACGGGCUCUGAGGAGCACGACCCCGACCAAGCAGCCAAGGGCUUGAGUGACCUAGAAAUCGGGAUGUAUGCUUUGCUGGGUGUCUUCUGCCUGGCUAUCUUGGUGUUCUUAAUUAACUGUGUGACCUUCGCCCUGAAGUACAGGCACAAACAGGUUCCCUUUGAGGAGCAAGAAGGUCUGAGUCACUCUCAUGACUGGGUUGGGCUGAGCAACCGGACAGAGCUCUUGGGGAACCCCAUGAACUUCGCCUCCUCCCAAGAGGAACAGAUCACUGCCAUUGACAGGGGUCUGGACUUUGAGGAGAGCAAACUGCUUCUCAGCUCAAAUUCCCAGAGCAGCAUCAACGGACAGCUGUUCAGGUCCACGGGAGCCAUGCUCACGGAUGGGGAUGAACAGAAAAGCGAACCCCCCACAUCCCCUACCUCCAAAAGGAAAAGAGUGACGUUCUCCACGUUCUCUGCCAUCUCCUCGGAUGAUGGGUGUUCUGCUGGGAACACCAUGGUGUUGAGUAAUGAGGAUGACAUUAAGUGGGUCUGCCAGGCCCUGGACCCCGGGGAAUGCCCAGAACCUCACAGUUGCAUGGAGAGGCUACAUGAGCACGUGUAACGCGGACACCAAUGUUGUUCUUACCUUUCAGCCUUGAACCCACCCGGGUAUGGGGAGUAGACAUGCAGCCAAGGGAAACAUGAGACAAGAGGACACCAUAAGGGUGACACUCUCCAUGGAUCCUUGGGAAAUGAUCCCCUCUUAGCUGAGGAGGCCCAGAGUUGGUACCCAUGCAUACGCCAUUGCGCACAAUGUUCUGGUUCGACUUACGAGGUUCAUUGUGCAUGGGAAAGCGUUUUCAAACCUGGAACAAAGAUGUGCAUUUGAGGGUUCUCAGGGAAGAACUCUCUCCCUUUAAUCUAAGCAAUUUGGUUUUCUGGUGAGAUCCACGCUGCUUUGGGAGUCAAUAUUUCAAACCAUGAUAAUAAAAAAAAGCAAG
This is a messenger RNA of Arvicola amphibius (Eurasian water vole), 3673 nucleotides long. RefSeq names its product transmembrane protein 132D (gene Tmem132d). NCBI's taxonomy places the organism in Eukaryota, Metazoa, Chordata, Mammalia, Rodentia, Cricetidae. The record is from RefSeq and is a predicted model, not a curated record. The coding region runs from base 1 to 3294 and encodes 1097 amino acids. The transcript is spliced from 9 exons.